AAGAAGAGGGGAGCGAUGGAGCGCUGGGCGGCGGCGGCCGCUGCUGCUGGCUGGCCGGGCUGGGCCGAGUUCUGGGGGGCCUCGUGGGCCCGCUGGCCGACGUGGGAGCUGCUGGCCGCCUGCGCGGUGAUCGGCGCCCUAGGCUGGAUGCUGCGCUUGCUGGAGAGGAGGCCCGGCGGCCGACGCCACUGCCAAGGCCCCGGAACUGCCGCCAAGGGGGCCUCCUCGUCCGCCGCCGCUGCCUCGAUUCCUCCGCCGCCUGCUGCCGAGGAGGAGCAGCGCUGCCGCGGGAGCCCCCGCCAAGGAACGGUAACAAUGGAUGCUAUUUUAUCACGAUUAAAGCAGCUAACUUCUGAUGAGCUCAGAGAAGAGAUUGUUAAAGCUGGACAGAAAUGUGGGCCUCUUACACUUACAACAAGAUCAAUUUUUGAAAAAAGAUUGGCCCAGGCACUGUUGGAACAGCAAGGAGAAUUAGUGGCAGAAACCUCGCUUUUGAAUGGUGUACUUGGAACUGCUGCAGCUGAUGCCAGCCAACUGCAAACAAAGAAACCUUCAAGGAAUCAAAAUGGUCACAUAGGCUCCUCCGAGGAUGGCGAUUUUGGGUACAGUAUGGGUUUGAACCCACCAGAAGAGGAAGCCCUCAUGCAGAAGGCAGAUGAUGACUCUCUGAUCAGUUCUCAGACUCCAUCUAAGGAGCCUCUGCUAUACUAUGGUGUAUGUCCAGUUUAUGAUGAUAUAUUGGCAAGAAAUGAGAGGGUGCAUAUAUAUGAGGAUAAAAAGGAAGCCUUGCAAGCUGUUAAAAUGAUAAAAGGUUCAAGAUUUAAAGCUUUCACAAAUAGGGAAGAUGCAGAGAAAUUUGCCAAAGGCAUAUGCGACUAUUUCCCAUCUCCAAACAAGCCGUCCUUAUCUUUGUCACCUGUGAAAGUUUGUUCAGUGUUCAACAGAGACGGCUUAUGCUCUCCUGAGAUGGAAACAGUUAGUAAAGAGAGAGCCAACAGUUAUAAAAGUCCUCGUACGCAGGAUCUUACUGCCAAGCUUCGGAAGGCGGUUGAGAAAGGAGAUGAAACAGCAUUCUUGGAACUUAUCUGGAGUAAUCCUCGCUAUCUCAUUGGCUCUGGAGACAACCCGACAAUUGUUCAGGAAGGCUGUAGAUACAAUGUCAUGCAUGUUGCAGCCAAGGAAAAUCAACCUGGUGUCUGCCGGUUACUAUUGGACACUUUGGAAAAUCCUGAAUUUAUGCGAUUGAUGUAUCCUGAUGAUGAUGAAAUAAUGUUACAGAAGCGUAUCGGAUACAUUGUUGACCUUUAUCUUAACACACCAGAUAAAGUGGGAUUUGAUACACCACUACAUUUUGCUUGCAAAUUUGGGAACCCAGAUGUGGUUAGUGUGCUUGCUUCACAUCCAGAUAUUGUAAAGGACCCAAGGAACAAGUACAACCAAACUCCAGCAGAAGUAGUUUGUGAAAGAAGUAAAAAUAAAACCAUGGAUCUGAAAGAGAAAAUCAGGGAAUACUUGAAAGGUCAGUGUUAUGUGCCACUCUUCAGAGCAGAAGACAAUGCCUCACAACCAGUGAUUGGACCACCUGUGAUUGGAGCACCUUGGUCACCUGAUCAGACAGAUGAUAGCCCUCAUGCUUCUUUACCUAGAUAUUUUGGCAGCCCCAAAGAUCCUGUGUUGACAGUAAGGGCUUAUGGAGGCCCAAUGAGCCCUUCUAAGGCAGAAGAGUUUCACAGACUUUGGAAGACUCCACCUAGAGAGCGAGCAGGAUUUUUUAACAAUCUCAGAAAAUCUGAUGUGGAAAGAGGCGUUGAAAGAGUUGGAAGGGAGUUAGCUCAUGAACUGGGGUUCCCGUGGGUUGAAUACUGGGAAUUUCUGGGCUGUUUUGUUGAUCUGUCUUCCCAGGAGGGGUUACAAAGGCUAGAAGCAUACCUGAGUCAACGGGAAAUGAGCCAUAAGGCUCAGCAAGAUAAAGGGGAGAAUGAAACCCACAACAGAUACAAAACCCCACAGCUUUCUGGCAAAAGUAAAAAAAGCUGCAAUUCUAUUUCUGUUGGGGCAUUUCUUGAUGAUGACGAUGAUGAUGAUAUGAGUUUGGAAGAAGUAAAGAACAGGCAGAAUGCUGCCAGAAAUUGCAGCCGAACUGUUGCAUCCAAUGAACCAACCAUCACUGACAUCAGAAGCUCAGAGUGUGACAUCCUGUCCAUUGAGCGGACUGAAAGCAUAAUGCCUACAGCAGAAACUUCUGAUAGGCACUCGGAGAAAGGAGUUCCUGCCAGUAUAAAUGGAUUUUGUAGCCCUGUGACCAGUGAUAGGACAGUAAAUCCUCAUAGGAGGUACCCAAGUCGAGGAGAAGAGUGCCUUCAGUCUCCGGUCUCCAAUUUAAUGGAAGAAUUUGAUAAGCUGUCUUGUCAGGAUCAGAUGGUGGCAGGAGAAUGUUCACCAGAGAAGCCAAGCCAGGCUGCCACAAAAAGCGGGUGUGAGAGUGCUCAGAUGGAAAAUACAAGGCAGCUUAGAAAACCUAAGGACCAUCUCACUAAGACUUAUUCACCGCUUCUCAAGGCAGGUGCAGCUGCUGAGGAUACAAAAAUAAGGACAGAAGAAAAAAUACCACUAGAAGUGGGGAGGCUGUCAGCAGAAACUGAUGUCCAGGGAGGGGAGACAAAACAGUCUUGCAAUUCUGAAUUGCAGUCUGAGAUGUCCUCGCAAUGUCUCCUAAAAGUCUCAUCCUCAAAUGAAAAAGCCAAGCCGCUGUUUCUCAUAGGGGAACAGCCAACAAAGCUGGACAAUGAUGUGUUAACAGCAUUACAUGGGUUAGAGAUUGAUCCACAAAAAUACCCUGCUAUUUACAAGUGGAGUGUGUUCGUUCAGUCCUACUCUCCUUCUGACCGGCAAAGUUGGUCAACUCCAUCACUAAAAGGAAGAUUCAAGUCUCAAACAGCUUCAAGCCCUUCAAGUGGUCUGGCAUGCUGUAGCCCAGGAAAAAGCAGUCCAGUAUUUGGUAGUCCCGGGAAGUACAAUGUAGGUGCUGCCAGCUUCUCACCCGAUUCUGGGAGCCCUGGAUGGUACAGCCCAGCAUAUGUGAACUACGUUAUGUUAUCUAAGCGCCAUCACUUCUAAGCACCCGCUCAUCCAUUAAAUGUGACUCUCUUUAAAAUUUCAGUUAAGUGUUUUUAAAAGGAAGGGGUAAAAUAGGGUGUUGAAACACACAAUGUACCCCAGACUCAUUUUAUUUAUUGUUGUCAGAGAUAAAGGGCUGCUUUUUAUUCCAUUUACCAGAUUAUUGGUGAUUUGCAGAUUAGUAAGUUAAAUUAGAGCACCUGAAGAGAUAAGUAACUUCUAGGUUCUAGGAAAUUCUUUUUCUUGGACAUUUAUCCAUGCCCAUUUUACUAUCUGUACAGUGCUUCUCACUGGGAUCCCUUUCACGGUAGCAACUAUAGACUAAAGGGAACUCAAGGCAAGUUGUCAAGUUUUAAGGUCUUCCAGUUGAGCUCAAAGGAGGAAAACUAUUUUCUAUGUAUGUAGACUGCAAAUUUAUGGUUUGUUAAUUUAUCUAAUUAGAGGUAUUUUAAAAGAGCCAAACAUUUUAGUGUCCUAUGUUCUUAAUGAUAAUUAUCAUGGGGCAGAUUUUGCUGUUGUUCAGGAGGGGGGCACAUUAGCAUUGGCCUUUCAUUUAAAAGUUAAGUUUGUUAGCUACAGGAAAACUAAUUCCCUUUUGGAGACUUCUGGAAUAGAUAAUGCAGCUGCCAUCAAAGUGUCAAACUUUGGGCAGCUUAAGCUUUGACAUUUUGGAAUGAUUCCUUCAGACUUUGAUAAAGUCUGUGUUAGUGGCUGAAUUCACUGCAAGCCUUUUUAGUAGCCUAGAUCUCUACUGCACAUAGAGCUGUUGUGGCUUCCUUAUACCAAGUGUGAGCAUUUUGUAUACUGUUUCUGAGUAUGAUGUUUUGGUACCAAACUCCAGAACUGCACUUAAGAUUCUUCCAGUUUUAUUAGUGCCUUUUGUAACAUUUUUAUCUUGCUUUUUAAUAAGUGCUGUUCUCUUAUGUAAGCAGUAACCAUGUUUAACUUUCCAACACUUUUGGAUGAGGAUUUUUAAGCUGUUCCCUUAUAGUUUAAAGACUUGAAGAGAUGCUGUAACCAUCCAUUUAUUAUUUUAUAUAUUUAAUGUAGGUUGUCUAAAUGUAAAUUACAGAAUAAAUAUUUCCAGAUUGGCUGGGUCUUUAUCAUUAUCCCAUUGUGGAAAUGGGCAUGCAAAUUUACAGCCUCUCUUGGAUGCACCUCAAUUCCCUUACAUGACUAUUCUUUUCUGUAUAAUUUUCCAUUAGAAAUUAGAGUACUGUUCAACAGAUAUACAUAUCGAAGCUGCAUUCUAAUACAGGUUUCUAUGACUUUGACAAGACACUAUAGAAGGAAUUUCUUGACUUCUGUAGUGGAAUAUUUAGGUGCUUAAUUUAGAAGUCAGCUUUUAUAAAUCUGUCACCAUGGUAUAUGGUUAUCUAGGAAGUCCAAACCAACUUAAAAUAGCUUGCUAAAAACACUAUCACUCUGAGGUACGAAGCCUUCCACAAUAUUGAAAAUAAGCUCUCAACACUCACUGAUCUUUAAGCUAAUAUAUAUAUGCCACUGUUCCAAGGCACAGCUGCCCUUACAUGAAGCUCUCUAUGGUGUAUAAAGAGCAUUCUUGCUUAGAAUCUUCAGGCUGUUGGUUUUAAAAGAAAACCAACUUUAAGAAAUUGACAGUGUUUUGUUGUAACUUCUUUGCUUUAUCCUUGUUAUGCAUACCUUUUUGUAUUUAAGAGUAGGGGUUGUAGUGACCAAGUCAUACUUUGAGCAGACCCAAUGAAAUUAAAGGACCUAAGUUAGUCAGGCUCAUUCAUUUCAAUGGGUGUACUCUCAGUAUGACUCACAUUGGAUAUAACCCUGUGUUGCAGCAGCACAAGCCGAUCAGUUUGUAGCACUUGCCAGGGGGGGGGGGGCGUCAAAAGGGUUGGUGUUAGAAACAUAUUAAUGUUUAGAAUUCACACGAGUCCUUUUUGUCAAUGUGUUCAAGUGAAUUUUUAACAAUCUUAUUAAAUUUGUUUAUUUAAAAAG
Lacerta agilis (Sand lizard) is the source of this 5088-nucleotide messenger RNA. RefSeq names its product ankyrin repeat and LEM domain containing 2 (gene ANKLE2). Gene Ontology annotation, biological process: negative regulation of phosphorylation. Gene Ontology annotation, cellular component: endoplasmic reticulum. The transcript is spliced from 13 exons. NCBI's taxonomy places the organism in Eukaryota, Metazoa, Chordata, Lepidosauria, Squamata, Lacertidae. Gene Ontology annotation, molecular function: protein phosphatase 2A binding. Bases 16 to 3117 code for a protein of 1033 amino acids. The record is from RefSeq and is a predicted model, not a curated record.